AUGUCCCAGCUGUCCAGACUAUCUGGCCUCAAGACGCCGAAGACCGAACCCCGACCUGAUCGGGGCGAGAUGCAUCCCCAACUGCUCCAUCAAACCACAGCCAAAGAACCCGAUUCUGGCCUCAAGCUGGGAUUUGUUGAUCCACCUCCACAUCCUCCCCAUACCGUCGCAAGCGCUCAAAAUACCCCUUCGAGAACCCGCACUAGCAAUACGAAACUAAGCUCCACAACUUUCGACUUCAACUUUGGUUCCGAGUCGGCCCUGAGCAACGAGGCGCAGAAGAUGAUGGAUUCCGUCCGGGAGGAGACGGCGCGAAUCAAGGCCCAGAUGCAGGCGGAGAAAGAAGCUCAGAAAUACAAAGACUGUGAAGCAGAGGCUAUCUUUGAUGGCAUCAACGCAGCUGGAAGAAAGAUUGCGAAGCCCAAGGGCAAGGCAGGCCGGUUCAGCGAUAUACACAUGGCGCAGUUCAAGAAGAUGGACUCGAUAGCCAACCAUCCAUCGGCCUUCCGAUCGAAGCGACCGGGAUUUGCACAACCUACCACUCAGUCGCUUAAGAGAAGUGGUUCAAAGGCUGGUCUCGACGAAGUUGAUCGACCCCGAACUGCCGGAAAGGGUACUCCAGGUCGCAAGCCUCCACCAUUCCUUGGUCGUCCGACCUCAGUCAGCCCCUUCAAAUCUGUUCCGCAACAGCCUGAUCGCGCAGAGGAGCCCGCCCAGGUCAAGCGCGCCCGCCACUCUGAGCUUCACGAUGUCUCCGCCAGCCGAGCGUCAGAGCGUGCACAUACAGCCCGUCCGGUAAACCACCCGACUUCAGUUUCAAGCCACUUGUUGUCCCCUACCAAAGCAUCUUUGGCCAGAGCUGCAAACAGUCAAAUUCCAGUUGCCUCUCCGAAGAAGACACCUGGGCUCACGCGGACCACUUCGAUGAAGUCACUGCGAGCGACACUGGCGGCGCCCAGCGCGAGACCGUCUACAUCCCAUGGAGCUGCCAGCAAUCAGACAUCAACCAAGAUCCCUCAGUUUCAACUGUCACUUGAACGGCCUCUUCCACCUUUACCGAACGAAAUUUGCUCCUCCCCGCAGCUGGCGCUCGAAGAGCCGUCCAAGUCCAUCCCUUCUCUUCCCGCUCCAACUAGUAGCUCAAGUUUCGCGUCGAGGCUGCCGAAGCUCUCGGGUCUGAAGUCGAUCCUUCGCUCACCUCGGAAGAGUGACAAUCCGACGUUGACGAAGAAAGCCUCAGCAACUCCCAAGCGUCCCUCCACCGCUACCGCCACAUCAGCCACUGGAUCAACCAAGAGAGUCGACUUCACUCCAAGUGUCAAAUCUAGGUACGCUGUUAAGCUCGCUGCUGGAAGUCCUAGCCCAGCAAAACUACCACAACAACUCACACCAGGACACGCACUGGCACCGGCUAUUCCAUACGACGCAGCCGCAUACACCAUCGACGACGAGGAUGGAUGGGAAGAUGCCGAAGAUGCUUCAAGUGAGAUCGAGUAUCCGGUGCUCUCCGCAACAUCAUCGAGCCCGGGUGGCCCCGUGAAGGUCGACAAGUCGUUCAUCAACAAGGCAAAGGAACAUACUCGUCGGGAGUCGAAAGAGUUCAAGUCCAUCUUCACGACGCUACAUCACCCAUCUCGCACGAGCGCUGCCUCGACAUUGACGUCCAUUGACACCACUGUCCACAAGAACCAUUCUCCUGCUCACGCCAACAAAGUCAUGAGAUCACCCAGCUACAUCAACUUCUCCAACCCUUCGCCUUCGACUAUCCGUCGCGUCCGCACCUCAGGUGUCACCUCAGUUGUACAACCCUUCGAGGAUACAGACGUCAAGACUAUGCCCCACGGCCUGCCUGGGAAGAAGCGUCGACGAGCAUCAGAAGACCAGGAGGACACAGACGGAGAAAGCGGCAAGGAAAACCGGCGCACCUCGUUCAUGCCAAGUGUGCCGGGCGGAUGGCGUGACAGCAUGCAUGAUGACGACGAGGAACAAGACGAGGGCGGGAAGCGCGGCGGCAAGCGUUUGCGGACGGCACCCUCGCAUGAGAAGAUAUCCGACGUAGCUGCAGACACGACUAGUCCAGUCAAGAAGCCCCGACAAAGUUCCGCGCGAGAACUUGCCAAGCAAAGUGCAAAGGAGCGCAAAGGCGGUCGACUCAUGAGUCUCAGCCGACUCAACUUCCUAAGUCAGCCUAAGCAGAGAGGUUGA
Cladophialophora yegresii CBS 114405 is the source of this 2205-nucleotide messenger RNA. RefSeq lists its product as uncharacterized. Lineage: Eukaryota; Fungi; Ascomycota; Eurotiomycetes; Chaetothyriales; Herpotrichiellaceae. Bases 1 to 2205 code for a protein of 734 amino acids. The record is from RefSeq and is a predicted model, not a curated record. The transcript has a single exon.